AUGGCGAAGGUUCGCAAGAAUCGUAUCGCCAAACGUUCGGCUGCUCAGCCGUUCCCAGCCUUUCGCGCCUCUACGGCGAUCACAAAUCCUCACCGUACCGGAGUAAAGGGCAAGAAGGAAGGGCAGUACCGCGACAAGGCAACCAUCAAGCGUUUAAACAUGUAUCGCGACAAGCCAAACUUGGAAAAGAUGCGUCAACAAGCAACUGAACCUGUACGAAUUUGCCCUGAUCGGCGCUGGUUUGGCAAUACUCGUGUGCUUACCCAAGAACAGAUGACCAAUAUGCUUACGGAGCUUGAAGAAGCGUCUUCAAACCCUCGAACGCAUAUACUGAAACGCAGCAAACUUCCAAUAUCACUAAUAAAAAAUUCAGACCAGAAAGAAGACAACAGCAAAAUACUGGCACUGGAACCAUUCGAACAAACUUUUGGCUCGAAGUCUGUACGAAAACGUCCUAAGUUACUAGCAUCAACAGUCGAGGAGUUAGCGGAGAGAGCUGCCAGUUUUUCGUAUGAUGCGUCCAAAGACACAUACCUGCAGCGGGAAAUGACAGAAGACGCGUCCGAGGAGGCGCCGCACUUCGUGUUCAAAAAGGGGACUUCUAAGAGGAUCUGGGGGGAAUUGUACAAAGUUAUCGACUGCUCAGAUGUAAUAGUACAAGUAAUCGAUGCCCGUAAUCCUAUGGGCACAAGGUGCCACCGACUGGAGAAGUACAUCCGUGAUAAUAAACAGAGCAAGGCUUUGGUGCUAGUGCUAAACAAGUGUGACUUAGUCCCGACAUGGGUGACGGCAGCUUGGAUAAAACAUCUGAAUCGCACGCUACCGACAGUGGCGUUCCACGCAUCGGUUACCAACCCAUUUGGAAAAAAUACCCUAAUACAACUGCUCAAGCAAUAUUCACAACUCAUGAAGGACCGCAAACAUUUUAGCGUUGGCUUCAUAGGUUACCCCAAUGUGGGCAAGAGCUCGGUGAUAAAUACACUUAAAGGGGAAAAGAACUGCAAGGCAGCACCGAUUCCAGGAGAAACGAGGGUGUGGCAGUACGUAUCGCUAACCAAACGAAUCCACCUUAUCGAUUGCCCUGGGGUCACGCCGAUCGAGGAUUCUGAUGAAGCAGACCGCUUACUUAAGGGUGUAGUGCGUGUGGAACGUAUCAGUGACCCAGAGAAUUACAUAGGUCGUGUUCUCGAGGUGAUUUCAAGAGACGUUCUAGUACAGCGGUACGGCAUUAGCCCAGACUUCGAUAACGAGAACUUUUUGGACCUUGUGGCGGUGAAAUUUGGAAAGUUCCAAAAAGGCCGUGUACCGGAUGUCUCUACUGCAGCGCGGAUAGUAUUGUAUGACUUCCAGCGCGGUCGUCUACCGUAUUACAGUGAACCUCCGCCAGCGGACACGAAGGUUGAUCCAGGUGCGGAGAUCAAGGACCAGAUCGAGGAGUUAGGCCGCCUGCAGCUCGGAACCGAACACGCCGAGCCCAUAUCUGAGGAACAAGUGGAAUCCGUCGUGGAAGGCGAAGUCGCAUCUCCAGAGAAUGAAGUCGCCGAGGCAGUAGCGGAGAAAAAACACCACGCGCGUGCCCACGCGGCACCCUCGCAGUUGGCGGGAAUAGAUUACAACAGCUUCCUAUGUGCUUCCGCGUUCACGACACGCCCAUCGUCUACUAUUCCUGGCAUUUCCCCUUUCAUUCGUCGGAGCGUGGUUGCGUUUGCGAAUCCCGGGACCGUUGAACGCAUCUCGAACAUUGUCGCCACUAAGUUCGAGCGCGAGGUAAAGGAUAUAGAUCCUGACUGCCAUUUUCUAAAGGAGUUCAAAGCUGACAAUUUGGACGAAGUUGAGCUCUUGCUCUCAAUAGAGGAAGAAUUCGACUUGACCAUACCAGAUUAUGACUUUGAAGAGCUACAUACUGUAAAUGAUAUAGCAAAUUACGUGGAUCGUAAGCUGGAGCGCAAAAACUAG
Messenger RNA from Babesia sp. Xinjiang, 1956 nucleotides. Its product is annotated as Nucleolar GTP-binding protein 2. Lineage: Eukaryota; Apicomplexa; Aconoidasida; Piroplasmida; Babesiidae. Gene Ontology annotation, molecular function: GTP binding. Gene Ontology annotation, biological process: fatty acid biosynthetic process. The transcript is spliced from 9 exons. Bases 1 to 1956 code for a protein of 651 amino acids. The record is from RefSeq and is a predicted model, not a curated record. Gene Ontology annotation, cellular component: nucleolus.